AUGACGCGUCGCAAGUUUCGUGCCGAUGUGGCAGCCGCCAUAAAUAUAUCAAUCCCAGGCAUUUCUUCUGUGAGCCUUGGCCCUGAUGACGGUGAGGUCGUUUGCAUCUACACUAGUAAUCGAUCUGCGGCUCAGAUAUCUCUACGUCUUACCACUGCAAGUGUCGACGACUAUCCGCAUCAUCAAGGCUUCCACGGGAGCACCGAAUGCGAUGGUAUUCCCAGCAGUAUCAUGGGUAUCCUUGGCCGCCUUGUCUACUCGACGCAAGGCAGGUCAGUGAUCGACAGCCUCGCGAUCCUUUCGAACCAGCUGGAAACCGCGCUUGGGUCGGCUGCCACGGCGCAGCAAUCUGAAGACCAUGUCUCUGUUGCCGAUGCCACCGACUCUUGGCCUGAGGAUGAGAUCGACGGUGACACGGAUGUUGAAUUUGAGGAUUAUGAUCUCGAGAUUCACGACAACACAGCAAGUGGGAUAGACUUGCAUCCUAUCGCGGCUAGCAGCCAGAACCAAGUCAAGAGGAAUGUUCGCCUAUGCGAGGAUCUCGCCAAGGCAAGAGAGAUUGGCUUCGGGAUUGGCCUUUGGCCCAACGAUGACAUAGUCUCGCUGAGCCUCAGAAUCGGCAAGCUGGGCCUCUCUGUGGAGACGCUCACAGCCUGGCAUGUCGAGCCGACCGACUACAUUGUUCUCCUUUUCACGUAUGAGGAGUAUUAUCUCCCACUCGAGACCUUCGCCACUAUGCAGGGAAAGGAGAAGCCUAUGCUGUUCCGCGUCGGAAAAUGCAAGACCUACAAGCCCUCCUUGGUGACCGCUCAAGCUGCGUUUAGCAAGCGAAAUCAGGCAGGGACGGCCCUGAAGGACACAAGCGACAGCAACGACGAUUUCGAUCGCCUCUACAUGUCAAACUCGUUGGAUCUGUGGAUGGAACAAGAAUUUGCUGCAUUGUUAUUGCUACGAAUCCAGUCCAAUCUAUCAUGGGAUCACGCGAAGCUCGCAAUGCUAGCUCAUUCGAAGAGCGACCACCUUCGGGGUCUUACGAGUGCCCCGGAAGCUGUAACGGCAGAUCAGGAGGCUGAAGUGCUCAUCUCUUCCACCUCGCCCUACAAACUCAACCAAGACUACGUCAUCCAGAACCCUGGAUCUGACUCUUCCGGCCUGCUGGAGAUAUCCAACCUGUCUAACACGAAGCAUGAGCGCAGUCUCCCCUUGGUUGCCAUGCAGUUCGCGCUGCGUUACUUUGUCAAUUGUACAAAGUACUGCAUGGUUUGCCAUCUCAAGAUUUCGGACGCCUUUGCUGCCAUUACCCCUUAUGUGUGCGACAAUCCCCUUUGUCUCUACCAGUACAUGUCUCUUGGUUUUGGCCCCAGUAUCGAACAUCAGAUCAUCAGCCAACCACUCGUCGUCGACCUCCUCAUCACAUUCUUCAUGAUUAGCUUGCAGCAAAACAAGCUCCGGGAAUUUCCUGAUGGGUUGAAUCUGCUCCUUCCGUUGCCCAUCUUCUCAAGAGCAAUUGAUGAAGAUUCCAAUCAAUGUAUCGUCGACUUCAGUCAGCGUCAAUUGUUCCGAAUCCGCACGGAUGGUACAAUUAGUGAGGUAGUAUCCUCUCUGAAUCUGGGGGAUGUCUUUCUCCUAGCCAGAGUGGAAACUUUGUCACUGGAUGCUGGAUUCGAUACUUAUCACUGCGUCGUAGUAUCUUUCGACUACGUUGAGGACGCAAUCAUGUUCAAGUGCUUUGCAACCAUCCCUAGCACUUCUUCGUCUCAAACAAGUGGAGCUUCUACAAAAGUUGAUCCGUCGAUUCAUGUUGAUGGUAAAAAGGACUACUUCAUACACCCUUUCGAACAUGAGCUCAGCGAGCUUAACCCGUAUCAAAGGGCGCAUUCUCUAGCCUUGAUCACUGGUAGCUUGCCUGCCGUUGAAACCAUGCGCCAACACCUCAUGAGCAAGCCAAAUGCCGCCAUUGAAGACUGUCCUGGCAUGGGUAAACCAUCGCUGGCACUGCUGAGGUGGAUCAUUGCGUCCAAUCGAUCCAUGAUUGUGCAAAUCGAUUCUGCAGAUAACAUCGCAACAGACAGCAUGUCGAGUAGAGCGUGCGAGAAGCUAUCUGGUAUUUCCACACGAUGCGUCCAGUUUCGAUUUGCUCAAGGAUCUCCAGACAAGGAGCAGCGGUUGAUCGAGGCGGUCAGAGCUAAUUCAUUGACCAAAGCGGCCCCUACGAUCUUUGCUUGGCACGGAAGUUCCUUGGGAAACUGGCACAGCAUUAUUCGCCAAGGCCUGGACUUCUCUAGGGUUGUCAAUGGUCGAACAUUCGGCAACGGCGUCUACUUCAGCCCGUAUUGGGAAACGAGCAGCUCCUACGCAGCACAACCCGCAUAUACAGGCACGUAUGGUUGGGUCAGGUCACAGCUACAGCCAUUAUCUGUCAUCAGCCUUUGUGAGAUUGUGAAUAAACCCGAUGCGUUCGUCAGUACCAACCCGCACUAUGUCGUUGCGGAUGUCGACUGGAUACAGUGCCGAUAUCUGAUUGUACAGAGUGCCACGGCCCCGGCUAUGCAGCCCCAGGAUGACAUUGAGCUGGUUCCUGUUGCACCGGGCACCGCCUAUCUCAAACAGGAUCCCAAAUACCGGGUAUAUGGCCCCUUGACCAGAAUGUUGGAGGUGAGCGGCGCCGGCGCCCCAGUUGGUAUUCCCGAAACAGCUUCCUCAGGCGCACGUCUAAGCCAACAACUCACAAGCCCGAUUGAGAAUGUGGUUCUCGAUGAUGUCGAGACUGGCGAUUCUUCUGUGGAAGAUUGCGAUUUUGAAAAAUGUGUGGGAGACAUCGGCCCCGAAAAUGGUGGACCGGAAGCUAUGUCAACAACUGCUGUCAUCUUGAAUUCCAGAAAAACCGACUUCCGACCAGGAACGCUUGACAUAAAGUCUCUCCCUAAGCUUCCAGUCCCCACCUGGGCCAUGGACAGUGGUCGACGGGCACUGGGCCAUGAACUGAAGAAGCUGCAAAAGAUCCAGGCGACGACACCACUCCACGAGUUGGGGUGGUAUAUUGACUUCAACAGCAUCGAAAACCUGUUCCAUUGGAUCGUCGAGCUGCACAGCUUUGACCCUAUGCUCCGUCUCGCCCGAGACAUGAAGAGUGCGGGUGCUCGGUCUGUUGUUCUUGAGCUGCGAUUCGGCCGCUCGUUUCCUCUGUCGCCGCCCUUUGUGCGGGUGAUCCGUCCUCGGUUCCUGCCUUUCAUGGCCGGCGGAGGGGGACACGUCACAAACGGCGGCGCCAUGUGCAUGGAGCUGCUGACCAACUCGGGAUGGUCUCCUGCCACGAGCCUCGAAAAUGUCCUGGUACAGGUCCGCAUGGCGAUGUCUAGCGAGGACCCGCAUCCAGCGAGGUUGGACUACUCAGCCCCCUACCAGGCGAGGGUUGCUGAUUAUGGCAUUGAUGAAGCUAUCGUGGCGUUCAAGCGGUCAGCAUCAGCACACGGAUGGGAAAUUCCAUCUGAUUCUGACGAAACGGCUCGGCUGGCUUGA
Molecule: messenger RNA, 3519 nt
Organism: Verticillium nonalfalfae
Lineage: Eukaryota; Fungi; Ascomycota; Sordariomycetes; Glomerellales; Plectosphaerellaceae
Exons: 1
Coding region: 1-3519 (1172 amino acids)
Molecular function (GO): NAD+ poly-ADP-ribosyltransferase activity
Source: RefSeq, a predicted model, not a curated record